Molecule: messenger RNA, 2295 nt
Organism: Volvox carteri f. nagariensis
Lineage: Eukaryota; Viridiplantae; Chlorophyta; Chlorophyceae; Chlamydomonadales; Volvocaceae
Exons: 15
Biological process (GO): potassium ion transmembrane transport; proton transmembrane transport
Cellular component (GO): membrane
Molecular function (GO): potassium:proton antiporter activity
Source: RefSeq, a predicted model, not a curated record
UACAUCCUUGCUGCAAGCAUUGAUGAUGUUGCUGGGCCCAUUGUAAAACUCAGUGAUUUACAAACAAAACGCGAAAAUGUGACGGAGACCAGCAAGGAGAGCAAGCCGGAGACAAUCGCACAAAUACUGGACGCAGCACUACAAAAGGAGUUUACGAAGGAAACAAGCGAGGAUCCCAAAAGCGGAUCAAAUUUCAAUGCAACGGUGCAGCAGGAAGAGGCUAAGCUCGAGACCGUCGUACGGAUAGCCGGGAAGGCGACGGCGGUGCAGCAGGCCACCGCCGCCGCCGGCUCUGGCUCCAACUCCACAGACAGCGCAGUCGACGGCGGCGGCGGCGGCUCCGCCGAUGGUGGCGGCGGCGGCGACAGCACCGCUGCCGACGGCGCCACGCUCGGCGGCGCCGACACGUCGUCCGGGGUAGACCAAUCCUCGGACAUGGCGCCGUUGGUGGAGGUGGGGCCGGACGUGGACAGAAUCAUCGACUCCCAGGACAAUGAGUUUGUGUUGUCUAAGCCGAAUGAGAGUGUCGCCUCACUGACUCUGGACCAGCAGCUCAUUCGCGACAUCUCGGUGCUGCUGGUGUCGGCGGCGCUCUUUGGUACGCUGUUUGAGGCUGUACGGCAACCCGUCAUCAACGGCUACCUGAUUGGCGGCGCAGUUGUGGGGCCCGGGGGCCUCAACCUGAUCAAUGUACGGACGGGGGGGCCAUGUCCUUCAGAGCUGGUCCAGGUGGAGUCUCUGGCCCAGUUGGGGGUGCAGCUGCUGCUGUUCGGCCUGGGACUGGAGCUGUCCUUCACCAAGCUGAGGGCGGUGUGGGGGGUGGCUGUGCUAGGUGGUACUCUGCAGAUUGUACUGCUGUCCAUGGUGUGCGGCCUGGUGGCGGCGGCUGCGGGGGCACCACUGGCGCAGGGUAUUUUCGUGGGUGCUCUGUUGUCCAUGAGCAGCACCGCUGUGGUGAUCAAGUGCCUGGAGGUGAUGCGGAGCACCAGCAGCGCGUACGGACAGAUUACGACGGGGACCCUGCUGCUGCAGGACUGCAUGGUUGGAGUGAUGUUUGCCUUGAUGCCCCUCUUUGCGAGCGGUCUGGGCAGCGGCGCCGACCUAACGCCAGUUGCGGGCAAGGACGUUGCGGAGGCUACCGGUCGUGCCGUACUGCUGGUGCUGGCUUCCGUACUGCGACUUACCUUUGCGGUGCUGGCGGCGUUGCUGCUGGCGAAGACGCUGCUGUCACCGCUGUUGAGACUCAUGCAACGACAUGCUUCCCGGGAGCUGAUUCAACUUUCUCUUGUGGCCAUUUGUGUUGGCAUUUCGAGCUUCAGCCAUUUGAUGGGCUUAUCCAGCGAACUGGGGGCCUUCGUGGCCGGCGUCAUGGUCAAUGUGGCGCUAGGGCCGGGACCGACCCACGGGUCAUCAGGUGCCGCUGGCGCCGAUGGCACAGCCGCCGGCGGUGCCGGCAGCGGCGUUGCCGCCGUCGUGAUGCACGCCAUGGCGCCUAUCGCCAGUAUUGUGCCGUUGCCUGGUGCUGGCGGCGCCGGAGGCGGCAGCGGCGGCGGAGCCGCCACCGCCGGCCUCAUCGCCCACGGGUCGGUCGGCGUUAUCAUCAACGACGACGACUCUGACCACCGUUUGUCUGCAUUGAAGGCGAAGGGUAGUGACAGCGAGGCAGAUUGGGGCCUGGAACCUAACGCACUGCUAUUGUCGGAUGUGAACAGGGAAUGGGAACGGGAACGCGAGCGCGAGAGGGAACGGGAACGCGAGCGCGAGCGUGAGCGGAUCCGUGCAGGCCGCGAGACGCUGGGCUCUCAUGCAGCGUACUACAGCAUAGAGAGCGCCAGGAACGUACUGGUGGCGCUGUUCAUGGCCAGUAUUGGGCUCAUCAUGUCUCCACGUUUCCUGAUGGACCACUUGGGCGUGUUGACGGUGGGUGUGGGUCUGGUGGUGCUCGUGAAGGGCGCCCUCGUGGCGGCCGUGGUCCGGAGCUUCUCCGUGGGGCUCAUGACGUCGCUGGCUGUGGGUCUCUCCAUGGCACACGUGGGGGAGUUUGCGUUCGUACUGCUGAGCCAUGCCGUACAAUCGGGCUUGCUGCCGUUGCAGGUGUACAUGUUGCUGUUGGGGGUCACUGCGCUCUCACUCCUCACGACACCGUUCAUCGUACUGCUGGCCAUGCACUGGGUACUGCCUAAGGACUCCGGGGGGCUCCACUCGAGCACUGCCGCGAUGCAGGUCUUUGCUUUGCAGCAGGUCUUUGGGGGCUCAGGUCGUAUGUCUCGAAGUGGCCAUCGCACAACCUUAUGA